UAGAGGUAGAAUAUUUUUUAUUCGAUAUAAGCAUGCAAAAGGGCGUUUCAAACCGCAGGGAAAGUCUCAGCAGCGUAAAGUCGACGAUUAGUUGCCAUGGUAGCAAUGACGAAAUGCUUACGUCACAAACAACGACGAGGCUACCCUCGAGAAGAGAUUUGCGACUAAAUUUUUUACCGAAGAUAAAUAUUGAUGGGAGCAUAGAUUCCCCAACCACCCCCUACUCGUCAUGUUCGUCGCUACAAACAAUUCCCCCAAACAUGAAACGUCAUCAGGGUAUAUUACGUCACAGUGACUCGAGUUUGUCACCGGAGAAUGGAGAUAGUGACGUCACAGUGGGCGGGAAUUCCGACGACGGCGAACGCAAAACUUCCUCAGUGAGAUUCGUGAAAAACGACGAACGUCAUAAAUAUGUGACGUCAUCAAAGAGUACGUCACGAAAUAACCGACGAAUGCGACGAACCAUCCGAGAUGCGGACAUUCCACUGGCCGAUGUAAGUACUGACAAAUCAACAGCUUCACAAGCGGUGGCAUUCGUAAUUAGAGCGUCCAGACGAGGUGUGGUUUCAUUAUGCGCCGAAGUUGCUGACCUUUUAAAAGACAGGAACAGGCUUGAGCAAGAACUCGAAGAGAAAAACAAAGAAAUUGUAAUUCUUCUUGAGAAUCAAGCGGUGCCUAGAAGCCCCGAGCCCCCGCUACCUGAGACUUGCGACUUCAGCAUGCAGUCAAUACAAGAUAUGGAAUCGCAAACUUACCCGCAGAAUAACGUUGCAAUUCAAACCGAGACGAUGUCCCUUGCCUGCACCAAACGAAAGGCAAGAGAUGAAAACGAGCCUGAAACGCCCCCCGAUUGCUCUAACAUUACGUUUAUUAACUUCGAGUGUGGAAGCGACUUCGCGGUGACUUGUUUAUGUCCGAAAAGUGUCAGUUCUUCGUCCCAGAACCCAGGAAAAACAGCAGUUGCAAUAAACACUGGUGAUGGCCCACGAUUGCAUUCAAAGUUGGGUUAUUUUGAACAUCACAAUCUCGAACAUAAAUUCAAGGCUUUGGAAAUUAAACACGAGCAACUAAAAAUGAAGCUGUCAGAAGACACCGGUCAUCAAAUGAAAACUACUGACGAGUUAAAUAAAGCAAAAGAAGAAAUUGUAGUCCUUCAAAAAGCGAUACAAGAUAUCCAGACAAAAGAAUAUGAAAGAAUACAAGAAGAAGAAAGAAUAAAACAAGAAGAAAACUACAGCAUCGAAGCCCAAGAUGACGUCAGCGACGGGACAGGAAGUGACGACAGCGAUGACGUCACACAACGACGACGUAGUUUAAAAGGCUCACGAGAAAAGAGCUUACUACCGAUAAUUGCUAACACUACAAGACUAGACUCAAAGCAAGAGACGUUCCGGUCUUCUAUUUUUCCUGGGCCAAUUUUGGGAUGUAAAUGUCAGAUGUGUACAGCGUUCUUUAGAAGCAGUGGUGUACUGGGAUUCGCAUGCAGUCCAUAUGUAACGGACAGUUCUGGAAAGAACCCAGUGCUCCGAGACCUGCGGAAACUAGUAUGCUUGCAGAACUCCAAGCUUCAACUGCAACAAAACGAUCAAGUCAUGGUACGCGGAAGUAAAACGGGGAUAGUACGUUAUAUUGGUCACUUGGACGGCGUAGGAACACCAAGCGUAGUCUACAUCGGCCUAGAACUUAAUAGUGCAGCUGGAAAACACGACGGCUAUCUGUACGGAAAACGUUACUUCUUUUGUACGCAAGACCACGGUAUAUUCCUCCCAAUACAAGACGUGCUAUGUGUUAUAAGCAAAAAGAGUGCGCCAGGCUCUUCAAGAAAAAGAAUCCCGAAAGCAAUUUUAUCAAAACCAGUCACUCUGCACUUGACUCCAGAAAAACCAAGAUCCAUAAAACCAAAAUCCCAUCAAAGUAAUUCUAGACGAACGCAUUCUAAACGUAGAAGUAUGACAUCAUCUGAAAGUGACACAGGCUCAUCUACAUCUGAAAACAGCAGCACAUUUCCACCAGUUUCCCCACCCCGGUAACAUAACAUGAGCAAAUGUCGUUUUGUCUUCAUAUGUUUAUGUUGUACUGGAUUUCAAAUACAAAAAAUUGGUAUUA
Molecule: messenger RNA, 2106 nt
Organism: Ciona intestinalis (vase tunicate)
Lineage: Eukaryota; Metazoa; Chordata; Ascidiacea; Phlebobranchia; Cionidae
Source: RefSeq, a predicted model, not a curated record